Molecule: messenger RNA, 1570 nt
Organism: Neurospora crassa OR74A
Lineage: Eukaryota; Fungi; Ascomycota; Sordariomycetes; Sordariales; Sordariaceae
Product: ABC transporter
Exons: 1
Coding region: 304-1197 (297 amino acids)
Molecular function (GO): ATP hydrolysis activity; ATP binding
Source: RefSeq, a predicted model, not a curated record
GUUUUUCGCAUCACCCAACAUUUGCCGCUUGCCGCUUGCCGCUAUCACCCCCUCAUUCCAUCCAUUUUCCCCCUCACUCCCCAAAUCAAGUUCGAUUUUUUUUUUUUCCCUUCCCACCAACACCAUAGUACAUCCCUUCACAUUGUCAACAACACGAACUUAAGGGUAAACACAGUGGAAAGAGCCAACCAGAAACCAUAUCUCUCACUCGAGAGAGCCAACAUAACAAACCUUCCACCAACAACCCAACCCGUUCAUCGAACCAUCAGCCACACGCACACAAGAAAAAAAAAAAAAAAAACAAUGGCCUCCCAACCAGCCCCCCCAACAGUGGAAACCUUCAACCUCACCUACAGCUUUCCCGACCGCUCCAACGGCGUCUCGGACAUUACCCUCUCCCUCCCGCCUCGCUCACGCACGCUCCUGAUUGGCGCCAACGGUGCCGGCAAAACCACCUUGCUUCGCCUGUUGGCCGGCAAGCGUCUCGCGCCCGCCAACACCAUCAAAGUGUCGGGCGUUGACCCGUUCAAGGAAGGUCUGGAGGGCGUCACCUACUUGGGGUUGGAAUGGGUCCUCAACGCGAUUGUGCGCACGGACAUUGGUGUCGUUGAGCUGCUGCGGUCAGUGGGCGGCGAUGCUUAUCCCGAGAGAAGGGAUGAAUUGGUGUCGGUGCUGGAUAUCGACACCAACUGGCGAAUGCACGCCGUGUCGGACGGAGAACGCCGCAGGGUGCAGCUGGCAAUGGGCUUGAUCCGGCCCUGGACGGUGCUGUUGCUGGACGAAAUCACCGUCGACUUGGAUGUCUGGUCCCGGGCGCAGUUUCUAGGGUGGCUGAGACGGGAGACGGAGACGAGAGAGUGCACGGUUGUGUACGCGACGCACAUCCUGGACAACUUGGCCAGUUGGCCGACGCACCUGGUGCACAUGCACUUGGGCACUGUGAAGGGGUGGGGGAAGGCGGAGGAGAUGUUGAAGGAGGUCGAGGAUGGGAAGAAUGUGAUUGAAGGCGUGACGGGAAAUAGUAGGCUGGGAGAGCUGGUGUUGAGGUGGUUGAGGGAUGAUUUGAAGGAGAGAGGGCCGAGAAGCCAGCACAGGAGGGGACCGGAGGGGUUGAGUUAUAACAGCCCGGGCUUGGGCGGUUAUGGGUUGGAGGCGAAGACGAAUCAACAGGCUACGGAUGGGCCUAGCUGCAACUGAGAUGGGGACAGUAACUGAAAGGAGGGGGGAGGAGAAGAGAGAGUUCAACAUGGCUGAGGGGUUUGUUUUGUUUUGUGUUUUUCUGUUUUCUUUGUGUGCAUGAGGAAAAGGGAGCUUUAACAUGAUACCCAGGCGGCAUUUAACAUGGCGUUUUCAACACAUCAUAGACGGGUAUAGGUCGAGAUACUUUUGAGGGAAUCUGUCUCACAUGUACUUUACAUGUCAUCAUCUGCUGUUAUCUGGUUUCCCAAUGUCCUGAUGAAUUUCCAGAGAAGCACUUCCACGUCGCUUUUCAGUAUUGCAAAGAGUAAACACAUAUCGUACAGUCUAGGCAUGCGAUCCCAAUCGUCUAUCAAAUGGUAUCAGUACAAGU